CAAAAUGAAACAGGAAAGUUAUACUUUAGUACAUAAAAGGGGAAAUAUAUGUCCCCUUAAUCAAACAAUUCAAAAAAGGUAUAAUCUCAACUCCAAGAAAACCAUUUUUCAAACCCCAUAAAUAACCAUUCAAACACGCCUUAUUCCUAACCCAUCCCCAAACAAAAACAACCCGACCCGCCAAUAAAUCCGGUCCGGCCAACCCGACCCACUCAACAACUAAUCCGCCCCCAUUUUUUCCGGCGACCAGAAUGGCAACAGCAAGGCCAAGAAUCGGCGGACUCGGCGCCCUCCGCCGUCAAUCCAUGCGGGUUUAUAAUGAGCCCUUCACUCCCAAUGUUGAAGAAAGCGAUGAAAAGGAAGCCCACAUUCUACGCCUCCAACUUCCCGAGUUCAAUGAGCAUCAUGUUAAGGUUAAGGUUGAAAAAGAGGCAGGAACGGUGGUGGUCACCGGAGAUCGGAAUAUGGGAAAUAAUCGAUUACUCAUUUUGGAUAAAACUUAUUCAAUUCCGCAAAAUUCCCAAAUCGAUAAAAUUGAACAUAAAUUGCAAGACGGGAUUCUCACCAUUACAAUCCCCAAACAAAUCACUGAACCGGUGACGGCACCGCCGUUGCAAGCGGCGGAGUCGAUGGCAGCGCCGGAAAACGCAGCUCCGCCGGAGACGAUGGCUGAAAUUAAUGAACCAGAUGCGGCGGCUCUUCCGAAAGCUGAUUCAACCCCAGAGAAGGGAAGAGAAGAAAAUUCGCCGGAAAACGUAGCUCUGCCGGAGAAGAAGGCUGAAAUAAAGGAACCGGACGCGGCGGCUCUUCCGAAAGAUGAUUCCAGCCCAGAGAAGGGGAAGGAAGAAAUUUCGCCGGAAAUCGCAGCUCCGCCGGAGACCAUGGCUGAAAGUAAGGAACCAAAGGCGGCGGCUCUUCCGAAAGAUGAUUCAUAUUCAGUUAAGCCAACGGAGAAAAAUAACGGAAAAUCUGCAGAACUCCAAAAGCAGGACUCGGUGAAGGCGGCCAAGGAGGAAGCUCCGACGCCGGCGCCGUUGGUGGCGCCACAGCCUGCGGCGGCUGAAAAGGAUCCGGUACAAGGGGAUUCCGGCAAGGCGGAAACGACAUCGGAUCAGAAAAUUAGCAGCCCAGAUCAGAAUAGAGAAAUUGAAAACCAAGACCCCAAGAAGGGAAAGGAUUCUAAAUCAGAGGAGGUGGAUAAGAAUGAAGAAACCGCCAAGAUCGGCACCGGAACUCCAUCACCGAGAGCGACCAAAGUAGGGAAACUUGCCGGCGGCUUCACGGUUCGAAGGUUGCCGUUACGGGCGACGGUGAGUCUGUCGGCGACGGUUGCGAUUGCGGUGGCGGCAUAUUUUGCCUACGCUUAUUACGGAUUUUCGUUCGCGAUGGAAUGAAGCUGAAAUUCGCAACGAUUUCUCCAAUUUAUACCAUAAAAAAAAUAAAUAAAGCCUUUUAAUAAUUUUCUAA
This is a messenger RNA of Benincasa hispida (wax gourd), 1467 nucleotides long. RefSeq lists its product as uncharacterized. NCBI's taxonomy places the organism in Eukaryota, Viridiplantae, Streptophyta, Magnoliopsida, Cucurbitales, Cucurbitaceae. The record is from RefSeq and is a predicted model, not a curated record.